AUGAAGUUGCUUUCAUGGAAUGUCAGAGGGUUGGGGAGGAUGGAGAAGAGAAGCAAAGUGAAGAAGCUCUUAAAGGAGAGGAGUGUAGACAUGGUACUGUUCCAAGAGACAAAAAAGUCAGAGUUUUCAGAGGAAGAUGUCAGAUCUGUAUGGGUUAGAGCCAAAAUGGAGUUUAUGGUGGUGGAUGCUGAAGGCUUGGCAGGAGGGUUAUUGUGUAUAUGGGACCCAGAUGUAUUCCAAGUGAAGGAAUGCUGCAGCAAUAGAAGGUUCAUCCUAUUAUCAAGUACUUUAUUCCAUCAGUUCAAUUGUGUUAUUAUAAACAUUUAUGCACCGAAUGAUGUGGGCUCAAAAGGGAAGCUGUGGAAUUGUUUAUUGAAAUUGGAGGAGGAGUUUCCUGAUCCUUGGUGUUUAGGAGGAGAUUUCAAUGAGAUUAGACAGAUUGGGGAAAGGAGAGAGUGCUCAAGGAGGGAUAGAGGCAUGAAUGAAUUUAAUGAGUUUAUUGAUAAGUGUGAGGUUUCUGAAUUACCUUUACUUGGAAGGAGAUUUACUUGGUGUAAUUCAUUUGUUGGGAAGAAGUGGAGCAAAAUAGAUAGAGUGUUAGUAGAUCCAAAAUGGCUUGAGGUGUUCAAGUUAAAGUUAUGGGGUUUGCCUCGUUUGGUCUCGGAUCAUUGCCCUCUCCUUAUGAUGGAGGAUGAGAGGGACUGGGGCCCAAAGCCUUUAGGGCUCUAA
Molecule: messenger RNA, 729 nt
Organism: Camellia sinensis
Lineage: Eukaryota; Viridiplantae; Streptophyta; Magnoliopsida; Ericales; Theaceae
Source: RefSeq, a predicted model, not a curated record